AUGUAUUGCAUUCAGUUCGUGUAUUUUGCAGCAGUGCUGUUGGUAACAACUGCAGCCAUCACUGAGAAAAAGAUGGGUUCUGGAUAUGGUGUAGAUAUCUAUAUUAUUGAUACUGGUGUUGAGACCACUCAUUCAGAUUUUAGUGGUCGUGCUGAAUGGGAAAUGACUUUUGUUGAUAGCUACUCUCCAGGGACAGAUCUUCAUGGACACGGUACUCAUUGUGCUGGUACAGUAAUGGCUGAUACUUGGGGACUAGCUAAAAAGGCUACAGCUAUUGCUGUGCGAGUUUUGGAUGAAUAUGGCUCUGGUUAUGUCAGUGGUGUAGUCAGUGGUAUUAACUGGGUUGUUGAGCAACAUUAUAAAAAAGGUCGAAGAUCAGUUGCCAAUUUGUCAUUAGGAGGAGGCUACUCUUAUUCACUCAAUACUGCUGUUGAUUCUGCUGUAUCUAAUGGUGUUCAUAUGGUUGUAGCAGCUGGUAAUGAGAUGACUGAUGCAUGUUAUCGGUCUCCAGCAUCAGCUCAAUAUUGUAUUACUGUAGCUGCUAGUGACAGUGAUGAUGAUUUUGCCUAUUUCAGUAACUAUGGUACUUGUGUUGACAUCAUUGCUCCAGGUGUCUAUAUUACAUCAACAUGGCUUAACAAUAACGUGGCAAUUCUUAGUGUUUUAGAAAGAUGUUGUCUGCUCUCCACCACACCAAUAUCUACUGAAGAUAAGAUUAUUGGUCCCAAGUCUUCAACAUCAAACAGGUCCCUGUUUAAAGAUUGCAUUUCUGACGAAAUGAUGAGUGAGCUAAUUUGCUAA
Gigantopelta aegis is the source of this 801-nucleotide messenger RNA. Its product is annotated as sexual differentiation process putative subtilase-type proteinase isp6-like. The record is from RefSeq and is a predicted model, not a curated record. Gene Ontology annotation, biological process: proteolysis. NCBI's taxonomy places the organism in Eukaryota, Metazoa, Mollusca, Gastropoda, Neomphalida, Peltospiridae. Gene Ontology annotation, molecular function: serine-type endopeptidase activity.